AUGAGCAUUUAUUACUUUCUCAGAAGAACUAACCAAGAAACGUGUUUGUUUUUGUCCAUAAAAUCCAUUAAAACUAAGGCCCACGAGAGGUUUGAGGAACCCAAGCUUGAGGCUGUAAGUGAGAACAAUGUUGAGCUGGUCCAGGACAUCCUGAAGGAGCUCAACCCGCUCAUACAAAGAAGCCAGGCAGCCGACGAGCUCAUCCGAAUCCUGAAGGAGCCGCACUUCCAGUCUCUCCUGGAGACUCACGAUUCUGUGGCUUCCAAAAACUACGAGACUCCUCCUCCCAGCCCCUGCUCGUUUAUGGACGCAGCCCUCAACAAUCAGCCUGUCCCCCCAGAUGCAGUCAGGAUGGUGGGCAUCCGCAAGGUGUCCGGAGAACACCUGGGUGUGACCUUUCGAGUUGAGAGUGGCGAGCUGGUGAUUGCCAGGAUCCUUCAUGGUGGCAUGAUUGACCAGCAAGGUCUGCUUCAUGUGGGCGACAUCAUCAAGGAGGUGAAUGGCAAGGAGGUGGGCAACGACCCCAAAGUGCUCCAGGAGAUGCUGAAGGAGGCGAGCGGCAGCGUGGUGCUGAAGAUCUUACCCAGCUACCAGGAGCCACACACGCCGAGACAGGCCUUUGUGAAGUGUCACUUCAAUUACGACCCCACUCAUGACAACCUGAUUCCCUGCAAGGAAGCAGGACUCAGCUUCAGCAGCGGAGACAUUCUGCAGAUUUUUAACCAAGAAGACCUCAACUGGUGGCAGGCCUGUCACAUAGAGGGGGGGAGUGCCGGCCUGAUUCCCAGCCAGCUUCUUGAAGAAAAGAGGAAGGCUUUUGUGAAGAGAGAUAUGGAACUCGCUACAACAGGUCCUCUGUGUGCAGGAAUGGGUGGGAAAAAGAAAAAGAAGAUGAUGUAUUUGACCACCAAGAACGCAGAGUUCGAUCGGCACGAGUUGCGGAUUUACGAGGAGGUUGCCAAAGUCCCGCCUUUCAGGAGGAAGACGCUGGUUCUGAUUGGAGCGCAGGGCGUCGGUCGACGUAGCCUGAAGAACAAGCUGCUGGUGUCCGACGCUCAACGCUACGGCACCACCGUCCCCUUCACCUCUAGAAAGCCGAAGGUGGAUGAGCGGGAUGGUCAGAUGUACUCCUUCAUGUCCCGGAGCGAAAUGGAAUGUGACAUCAGAAACGGGCGUUUCUUGGAGCACGGCGAGUAUGACGGGAACCUGUACGGCACAAAGAUCAACUCCAUACACGACGUGAUAGAAUCAGGAAAGAUCUGCAUCCUGGAUGUCAACCCACAGGCUCUUAAAAUCCUGCGGACGUCUGAAUUCCUGCCGUACGUUGUGUUCAUCGAAGCGCCCGACUUUGAAGUCCUCAAAGCUAUGAACAGGUCAGCGAUUGAGUCAGGAGUAGUCACUAAGCAGCUGACGGACUCUGAACUGAAAAGGACAGUGGAUGAGAGCGAGCGCAUCAAGAGAGCCUACGGACAUUACUUUGACCUCUGCAUCAUGAACGACGGGCUGGAAGCAGCCUUCCGAAGUCUACGUGUGGCUCUGGAGAAGCUGUCGACGGAGCGUCAAUGGGUGCCGGUCAGCUGGGUGUUCUGAACGCUGGUCGGUUUCUAUCAGGAGAAGAAGGGGUUCUGCGUCCACGUGGAGCAGCUGAGCAUAAAUCAGUGCAAAAGAUCAGCCUCAUGUAGAGCAUUUUUGUACAAACUGUGUUCCUCUGUUGAGCCCAACGUCAAGCUGUAAUUUGUUUGUCCAAACUGGAAUAAUCUUAUCGAUGUUUGUUCAGGAGGGUUAGAGUUGAGGUGUUCGUGCGUUAGUCCGAGCGUGUGUGUCGUCAGUGGAAGGACCGUUUUAGCCUUUACAAAUCUUUAAUCAAAUCGUUUUCGUAGUGGUUACGUUGGAUGAUCAGGAGAGACGGAGCAAAGGUACCAAAUGUUGCAUUUGUAAUGAAUAAUGCACAUUUUGCCAUUUUAACAUACGGUUGUUUGGAAACGUGUUUAAUCUUAUAGUCUUCUUUGGUUUGGAAGUUAAAUAGCAAUAGAUGAUUUAAAACACAUGCAGUGCAUUUAUC
Molecule: messenger RNA, 2062 nt
Organism: Nematolebias whitei (Rio pearlfish)
Lineage: Eukaryota; Metazoa; Chordata; Actinopteri; Cyprinodontiformes; Rivulidae
Gene: mpp2b
Product: membrane palmitoylated protein 2b
Exons: 11
Coding region: 1-1590 (529 amino acids)
Cellular component (GO): cell-cell junction; plasma membrane
Molecular function (GO): protein binding
Source: RefSeq, a predicted model, not a curated record